Messenger RNA from Lathyrus sativus (Indian pea), 414 nucleotides. NCBI's taxonomy places the organism in Eukaryota, Viridiplantae, Streptophyta, Magnoliopsida, Fabales, Fabaceae. The record is from the annotation of a GenBank genome assembly.
AUGAACAAUACUGAUGUAUCAUGCUCAUCUUUGUUGCUUAUUGAAGACAGUGCAGAUUCUGAAGGCGACUCUAUUGGCUUCUUUACACUAUACCCUGCUGCUAACAUUGGCCACACGGAGGAAGAUGCAGAGUCAUGUACCUGUGACUGUGACUGUGACAUAGAUGGUAUAUGUAGCUUGGUUAAGGAAGAUGAAGAUGUUAAAGGGUCAGGUGAAUUUUGUUGGGUUGAUUGUAGCUGUUUCAACUCUAGCAUGUUGAUGUUGGAAGCAACCAUGGAAAUAGGAUGUUCUUCUUCACCAUUAUUGCUUGUUGAUGAGGAUGAAGAGGUGGAAACAAGAAUGGUUGAGGUGAAUGUGAAUGAUGUGGAUGAUAAAGUCUUUUGGGAGAUGUGUAUGGCAGUUGGGUACCCUUGA